Leptopilina heterotoma is the source of this 1079-nucleotide messenger RNA. RefSeq lists its product as uncharacterized. The coding region runs from base 1 to 978 and encodes 325 amino acids. Gene Ontology annotation, molecular function: nucleic acid binding. The record is from RefSeq and is a predicted model, not a curated record. Lineage: Eukaryota; Metazoa; Arthropoda; Insecta; Hymenoptera; Figitidae. The transcript is spliced from 2 exons.
AUGGAGAGUAAUAAAAUACGUGCACAAAGGGCAGAUUAUCUUAUGGAAAUUGAAAAACAUAGGGAGAAUGAUUUUAAAAUUUAUUAUACCGAUGAGACUUGGUGCGGAAAAAACCAUACACGUCAAUUUGGUUGGAUAGAAAAAAUCUCAGAGAAAGAUUUUUCAAAUUUUGAUCAAUAUCGAGGAUCAGUUCAAGAAAUUGACGGAUUUCGUGGUGGAUUUGUGAAACCGUCAGGAGCAGGAAAAAGAAUUAUAAUUCUUCAUAUUGGAAGUUCUGAUGGCUUUUUACCGAACGGUAUGAAUUGUUUCAUUGCAAAAAAAGACUCAGCAGACUAUCAUAAUGAAAUGAAUUCACAACAUUAUGAAGAAUGGUUUCGUACAAUUUUAAAUUUAAUCCCUUCAAAGUCAGUGAUAGUUUUGGACCAAGCAACCUAUCACACAACAAUCGAUCCUGAAUUUCGGAACCCAACAACAGCAUGGAGAAAAGAUGAUAUAAUAGAAUGGGCUGAGAAUCGCAAAGUUCCUCUGCCAGAAGGAAGAUUAACGUAUUAUUCCCUUACAAAACCACAAUUAAUUGAGCGAUGUCGUCCGUACCAUUUCCCGAAAAUAUAUAAAUUAGACACUAUUACAAAAGAAAUUCGUGGUGAUGAAGUUAAGCUACUUUGGUUACCAGUUGCACACUGCGAAUUCAAUCCGAUAGAGCUAAUUUGGGCAUUUGUUAAGAAUUAUGUAGCGAAGCACAAUACAACUUUUAAAUUGCAAGAUGUCUAUAACUUGUGUGUGCAUGCAAUGGAGAAUGUUCCUGAAGAUUUGUGGUCAAAGUGUUGUAAUCAUUCCUUAAAAGAAGAAAAUAAAUACAGAGAAUCAGAAUCAAUAGUACAGCACAAUGUUGAUAAUAUCAUAAUUCAAGUAAGAGCAAACGAUAGUGACACAGAUAGCUACAAUAGUAGCGAAAAUGAGGAUUUAGAAGAAUAUUAAAAUGUUUCUAAUGGUAAUGGUACAGCAGCAUUGGAAACCUAUAAUGCACGAGCACAUUUUAUUUAACAUAAUACGUUCAAUGGCUGUUCAGUAAUUUUAUU